AUGCCGGAGUUUGGUUUGCUUCCGAAGGGAUACAACGUUCGGGUACAUGGGGCCUACUUUCCUGGUUAUUAUUAUGGGCCUAAAGAGACCAAACUCGGUGAUGUGAAGAUGGGUGAACUUUGGACCUACCUCAAAACCCGAAGUCGUAACCCGGUUCACUACCUUAAAGCACUUGCUCGUUUCUCGUGGCGUUACCGCCUUAAUUGGAUCUACCCCCGCAAGGGUACCCUUGUACCAUUCUUUCACUUUGGUAUUGUCUUCGCCACUUGUCAAUACCUAAUCAACUACAAGAGCCAUCAAACUGAACGACAUGCUAAGUACCAUUAG
Molecule: messenger RNA, 327 nt
Organism: Hydatigera taeniaeformis
Lineage: Eukaryota; Metazoa; Platyhelminthes; Cestoda; Cyclophyllidea; Taeniidae
Source: the annotation of a GenBank genome assembly